AUGUGCAGUCGAUCCUCGAGUAGUUAGGCAAAACUAAACAGCGCUCUUGCCUGCACUUGUGCUGUACAGUCUUGUUUGAUCGCGCAUCAACACGCUGCGCCGAGUCUUGGCCCGCUUCUCACUGCUAAUCUCCUAGUCGCAUACGUUUCAGGUAACACGGCCAUGCAGCUCGUCGGCCUUCUGGUGCUCCUUGCGCCUGCCGUAUUCGGCGCCAUCUGCCCUCAGGAGAAGCACACAGUCUGUUGUUUUUUUUUCUUUCCAUUUGUUGUACUUUCUUCUGACGAAAACUUUUAAGUGAGAGUAAAAACCUUUUUUAAAACCCUCGAGACUAUUUUGGACAUUGAUAAUUUUUCAGAGCUUGAAAAACCCCAGGGCGUUUCAUUCCCGAUAAAAUCGAAAAUUCCACAUAAUCACUUUGAAUAAAAAAAAGUAUGCUACUGAACUGAAAAAAAGGCAGUGAAUAAACUAUAAUUAUUAUAACUGACUAGGAAAAAUUAUGAUUUGAAAUUUCUGAAAACUCAAUUCAAUUCAGUUUAUUCAGUCUUUAGAGUAAGAUGAAGAAAAUCUCUGCUGAAUCAUGGUAUAAUCGAAGAGUUAGUCGUCGGCGCGGGUUACGGUCCACAAUCGUUGUCCAAUAAGUCGCGGCGUGACAGCUAGCGUGACAGCUAUUAUUAUCUCAUUUGAAAACUAAUUUUUUCUAAUCAAUUCUCUCAAAGUUUGUCAAGAACUAUUAGUUCCUUUUUUCAUGAAUAUAUUUUUUAAAUGCUGAUAAACUUCUCAAAAAGUUUUGUCAGAAAAGGUUCCAUCAUUGGCUCAUCUUAUUUUCAACCAAUAGCCGGGAUUUCUCAAACUUUGAGCCACGAAAACUUCGAAAACUUGAACUAAAAAGAAAGUUUCUAUAUUGAAUUUUCCGAAAAUGUACACGCCAAAUACGGUUAUUGAUGCAGCUAUAAUCUAAUUUUGAAACAUGUGUUAUAGCGAUUAAAUCAGUAAUCUUAUUAAUGUUUCCGUAAUUUACGAGGCUACUGUACAGUUUUUCCCAACUUUUUGUAUCACAAAAUCAUCUGUCAUGAAAGUUUUUCUAUUUUGAGAAGAAUUUCGUUUCAAGGUGUGUAACGAUGACAGCGACUUCGCUUGUACUUGUGCUGCAGCUCAAGCCGAGGUUCGUUUUUUUGUAUCUCAAAAAUUAUGUUUUUUAAAAAGUUUUUUUGAAACAAUCCUCUUUAAUCUGUAAGUAAAAUAAGAGAGCGGUUUGGAAAUUGCAUCAAGUUGAUGACAGUGGUUGCAUCAGAUUUUUUUGAAUAAAAGAAAAAAAAUUAACGAUAUGAACUUUGUUCUAACUGAAAUUCAUAUUUUUGCGAAAAUCUUGGAAAUUCUAAAUCUCAAAGCCUUCAUCAUCAAUAAUAUUUGAAAAAAAUCAUAAUUUUUUUGCUCAGCUUUACUGUUUCCAAAAAUUAGGCGCUGAGGUCUAAGUACUUGAAUCGAUAUCUUUUGAAAAAAAUUAGAACAAACAUUUUUUUGAGGAGUCUCCUGUUCCACAAGUUUCAUGCAGUAAUUUUGUGGCUCGAGACCUUCAAAGCGGCAACUUCCCCGUCGUUUCCGUGCAGUUCACCCUCGACGACUCGGUCGAAGGACUUGACGAAUGGCCAGAAGAGGCUUUCCGCGACGCCAUUUCCUCUUCUCUCCGCAUUGAAGAGGUUCUUUUUUUCUGUAAGCUCAGAAUCCGAAGAUUCCACCUUCCACAGAACGACGUCAUAAUUCUUCGCGCUAGUUGCAUGGGCACCGAUGAUACCCUCACUGUUCAGUUCGGCAUUUUGAAAAAGGUGGAUUGUUUUUGAAAAUCGGAACUUUUUUGGAAGAAAUUUAAAAGAAGAUUCUCAAGAGGAACAGGAAAGUCUCUCUAGUAUCGAUCAUUCCAGGAAACUAACACUUCAAACAUCCCUUUCCAAGAAGAAGAUUUCAUCGACGCCGAGUCGAUUGCUACCCGAAUGAAGGCUAUGGGACAUCUCUCUCAGAUCGCCGACCUUGACGUUGACAACAUUGAAUAUGUGGGUCCUUUUCUUUGAUUUUUGAGCCAAGUUUCACUCAUUUCAAAUAGAUGAAAUGAGCAUUUCUGGGUGGAGAAUCCCUUAAAUCCUCAUUCUUAUCGAAAAAGCGUUGAUUUUGUGCUGUGAGAAGGCAAUUCGGAAAUCACAGUAAGUAUUUUAGGGACAAAUACUCUUUUCAGGUUUUCUUUCAAAUUCAAUCAAAAAGAGUAUGAAGAAAUUUGUGGCUUUCUACUCUGAUAGCAUAGCGCGUGAGUCUUUUCCAAUCUAGUGAGCUGUAAGUGAAUACCAACAGUCCGUUCUUUUAUUGCAAUUGUGGCGUUUUUCCAAUUAAACUAGAGAGCAAUAGCUUUCAAACAAAUAAUAUUGAAAAAAACUAGUCUUCUGCGAUUUUAAACAUAAAAAAGCCUAUAAACCAUGACUCAUCUGAUUCGGGUUCGGUAAACUGAUUACCACUUGCUAUGUCGAAUGCAAUUGCCGUCAAGAAACACGUCAGUGUCUACAAAGCGGCCGGUUUGAGUUUUCGUGAUAGAAGGACAAAGGAUGUAAGCUCAGUAGGAAUCGUUUCCUCAGUUGGCCGAACGUCUUCUCUGACGUCAUGGACGAACAUGUUUGCGCGCACGUGGUUUGGACUAGGAGGAAAGCCGAAAAAUGAAGACUCCAACAAGUUUCCCAUGAACAACAAGCUAUGCUUUCCAAUGACAAGAACUGAUGUUUGAUUUUGCGUUCCGACUAUGUACAGGAAAGAAACUCGAUAUUCUUUAAUGAAAUAAUUUGUUAAUAAUAUAUCAGUAGUAUGCGAGGGCUCUUACAAAAAAGUUCUCUCAUUUCAAAGUUGGAGUUUUUGUGAUGAAGUCGCUUGAAAUCGUCUUGAAUUGCUAAAUUGCAACUUUUCGUUAUCAUCUCCCACGCAUUCAUCCGAUCCUAGCUCAAAAAUAAUCAAUUUAAACAGCAUUUCUGAUGGUUUUGAAUAUUUUUUACGUGUUUGUCCCAAUAUUGAAAUUUUUUUGACUUUAGUAAAUAAACUACGAAAUUUUACGAAAGCACGAACUAGAAGUUUUUACUAAUGAAAGUUUAGGAAGUUCUACAUACAGAUUUCUUCUUCCCCUACGUUCAGUUGAUUAGUUCUGUGAUCUCUUAAAAACUUCAUUCCUAGUAAUAGGAACAAAGGUGCAAAAAACCGUUCGGCGGCCCCUUAAAGCUCUGAGCAAGGGAACUAACUGGACCAAAUUUUUUUUUGCUUCGCUCUUGAUCUUUUAAACGUGUGACUCCUGUUCACAUAGAAAACUCGAAUUGUCACGCGGGUUAAAAGUCGAAACAGUUGUCCAACCUAAAAAAAAAGUGUCCGACACAAUGACUUACUUUCAAGUGGUAAACCACGCGUUUUAGAAAAAAAAAAUGACUGGAAUUCACAGCCGGUUUUCGUUAAGUUCCGAGCCAAUCUUUGGUCUUUACUGUAAUCAUAGUUGCGAGGCCUCAACUAAAACCGUUUUCGAUCGCGAAGAAGGUGGAAGUAAAUAAGAAGAAAAGUUAACUCUUAGAUAUCGGUUUUUUCGAUUGGUCGUCAUUCAUAAGGCAACCGAACAAUGGAAUGCAACUGGCCACUCAAAGAGGAAGCAUUUGGUCUUGAACCAGUUUUUCGUUCCUUUUUUGUUACUACUUAUCCCAACCGUUUUCUUCUCUGUUUUUCGAUGCGAUACUGUGUUUGCAAGUUCCAAAAAUCAUUUAGCAGAGUGUAAAAACGAGUCGUUAUUUUCUCAUUCAAAUUUUUCAACUAUUGCAACGGAAAAUUUCUGAAAAAUAGUUGGUCAAGGAAAUUUUUGAUGAUCCCUCCAACUGAGAAAGUGACUCUUUUUUCGUAGUUCUCAGAAUAACCUAGCGAAGAGACCACGUGGAGGUGCAGGAGUAGCAGCAAAACGUUAAGAUCCGCCACGUUGUUGACCGAAAAACAAAAAAAGGGCAUGUCUGUAAGAAUGGAUUUUGAAAUUUUUUUGCUUACGGAAAAACUAUGAUGAACAGUUAGAAAGAAUUGGCCUACAAAUACAUUUUCACUCAAAUCGAGAACAGAGCGUUUUUGCAUUUUUCACCAGUAGAACAAUUCGCAAUUCGGCUUUUUAAACAAACGAUCCUGUAAACUCAACCUUCUAUCUUGCCUUUCCUCGUGGCAAAAUUCUAUUGCAUCUAAAAGGUUUGUAGAUGUCUUCUAUUUUGAUUUUGCUAAGGCAUUCGAUAAAGUUAACCAUUCCUUGCUCCUUCUUAAGCUUCGAAGUUUUGGUCUUGAUAAAACCGUUAUUUGAUGGUAUGAAAACUUUCUGUCUGAUCGUUGCUCUACUGUGCUCAUUGAUGGUUCUCGAUCUACUUUUUAUUAUGCUAAUACGUCUGGUGUCCUCCAAGGUACUGUAUCUGGGCCUUUGCUUUUCUUGAUAUUUAUCAACGACAUUGUUACCUUGAUCGACCCUGAAACCUCCAUCUCACUAUUUGCGGAUGACAUUAAAAUUUACGGUUCUAACCCAGAAUCUCUCCAACAUAGUAUAAACUCUAUUUUUGAAUGGUCAUCUACCUGGGGCUUGCCCCUUGCCGCUAACAAAACAUUUGCUAUUCUCCUGGACCCUCGCAAUCCUAAAACUAUUUAUUUGAUUAAUGGAGUUCCCGUCCCUCAUAAAUCUGUUGUACGUGAUCUUGGUGUACUAAUCGAUGAGAAACUCACUCUUGUUCCGCACAUUAAUAAUAUUGUAUCUCUUGCAACGCUGAGAUCCAACCAAAUUCUGCAUUGUUUUCGUACAAAAUCUCCGGCUCUUCUGCUUCAAAUUUUCAACACCUACGUCAGACUUUUAUUGGAAUAUUGUUCUGAAGUUUUUAACCCACCUAUUAACUCUGACCUUUGCUACAAGCUUGAAUCCCCACUCAGAACUUUUUCCCGUAAAGUUUACACUAGGUCGAAACUAUCUUUUGAUUCCUAUUCAAAUCGUCUAGAGCAAUUUCAACAAACCCCACUUUACAUUAGACGAGUUAUUUCUGAUCUCCUCACUCUCCAAAAAACUGUUUCUGGUCACGAUCACUUUCCUCAAUUCGAAAAUUUUGCCCUCAGAUCCAAUUUGAGGCGAAAUCCACUUCGGCUACGUUUUCAAGGUCAGUUUUCUAACAACUUUUUCUUUAAAACUAUUCCUAUUUGGAAUAAACUUAGAUCCAAAUAUCAGUUCACCCUUCCACCUAAGUCUUUGAAAAAAUUAUUGGUCGUUUUACCUCGCAACAAAUUUUUUACCUCUAUUCCACCAAGACUUAACUGAUCUCAUUUUUUUUUCUUCAACUUUUCUUUUCCUUGGUGAACUUGUGAACUCGUUGGGGUUCACACUAAUCUGUGAAUAAAUUAUUAUUAUUAUUAAAAAAACAAAAAAAUCCGCUCGCUACUUCAUAAUUUUUUUCACGGCCUUGCUGUGUUUUGGCUGCAGAAAAUAGAGUUUUUAUCCGGGACAUCCCUGUAGCGUGAGGCUUUCUUUGCGCGCGGUCUUGGGAACUCAGUUUUCAUGAGAAAAUUAUUAAGGAUAUCAUUCUGUACUAAGCGCACUUUUUCUAAAUCUUCAUUACUAGUAUUAGAGGCAAGCUGUCUCUGACGCUAGUGCACAAAUUCAAUCACAAAGUUCAGUCUUUUGUUCAGCGCGUGGUAGCUAUUUCUGGUUUUUUUUUUGGUUGCACGUGACCGUAAUGCUUAACGGCAGCAGAGUGUGACCAAAAGGAGCAAAUAGCAAAAAAGCGUAGAGUGACGUGGUCUUGAGCGUUUCCUUAAGCACGGUUAUCAACGGGACAAAAGACUGCGCAGGAGUAUUUCCCAACUAUUUCACUGAUAACUUGCGUACUGAUAUCAGAAGAAGAAAUUUCAGACCCACGUGAUAGUUUUUCAAAUCCAACAUUUACCGUUGUAGUGACUUUAUCAAUAAAGUGUGAGAAAGAUAAUAAACUGAUAUUUCACACUUCAGCUGGAAAAAGAUCUUCAUUUGUCCAGAAAUGUUUGUUAACUUGUUCAAAAAAAAAAAAUGAAGAAAGGAGAAGAAGUUCAUAAAAACGCUACUCAUCCAUUUUUGAGAUCUGCAUCUCUUUGAAGAACUGUUUAUCGCGUAUCGGGAGUAGUAAGACAUAAAUUCCAAAUCUCCAUUUUAGGGUUUACUAGGGAAAAACUGCCGCUGAGAAAGCAGUGAAGUCGAUUCCCCAAUUUCAAAUCGAAAAAUUUUUUUUGCAGCUAAAUGUAAAAAUGGAAAACUUAAUUUCAGACGGAAGACCUUCUGCCUGUGGAGUAUGAGCCGGACAACUCGGAACUCGUCUUCAAAGCCGUCGGACUUGCCGUUACCUUUGGAAUUUUCUUCAUUAUGGGACUGAUUGCGACGUGCCGCCAAAAGAACGAAGACGAUUAUACUGACGACCUUCAAAAAGCAUGA
Messenger RNA from Caenorhabditis auriculariae, 6475 nucleotides. Lineage: Eukaryota; Metazoa; Nematoda; Chromadorea; Rhabditida; Rhabditidae. The record is from the annotation of a GenBank genome assembly.